Puccinia triticina is the source of this 237-nucleotide messenger RNA. RefSeq lists its product as uncharacterized. NCBI's taxonomy places the organism in Eukaryota, Fungi, Basidiomycota, Pucciniomycetes, Pucciniales, Pucciniaceae. The transcript is spliced from 2 exons. The record is from RefSeq and is a predicted model, not a curated record. The coding region runs from base 1 to 237 and encodes 78 amino acids.
AUGAGCAUCCACCGCCCGACACCAGCGACACCACAGGCUCUCCUCGCCUACCGGCCGGCCUACAUACAUAUCUUGUAUCUCUACCUUCAGCUCCGGUCUCGUAUCAUCGACUGUCGACAAUCUCUCUGCGUCGGAACCUCUCUACACGCGUCGGAAUCUAGCUUCACAUCUUCAGAUAACCAUCCAGUUCAGCUCAUCAGACCUUCCAAUGACCAUCCGAUCUUUGGCGGCAGUUAA